CAAUGCCGCACUCAAGACUGUAUGUGCCGACCCUCAUCGGCGGCAUGAUCCUUACCGGAGCAUGCAACUCGCUAUGGAGCAAGUACCAGGACAUGCAAUGCGUCGAGAACUGUGACGAUCCCAACCCGAAGCACCAUGUUCUGUACGAGCAGCCGGUGUGGCAGACCCUCCAGAUGUUCCUCGGAGAGAUGCUUUGCUUCCUCCCUGUUCUUUACUCCUGGAUCGCCUCCUACCGCUCUUCUUCCGUCCAUCUCCCCGCAGACGACCAGCCAGAACACGUCCUCGGCUCGCCAUCCAAGCUUCCCUCGCAGCAGCUCACCGGCUGGCGCGUCCUCCUGCUCUGGCUUCCUGCUUUCUGUGACCUAACCGGCACCACGUUGAUGAACAUCGGCCUUCUUUAUACUCCCGUCUCCAUCUAUCAGAUGACACGCGGCGCCCUAGUCCUUUUUGUCGGCGUUCUCUCUGUUCUCUUCCUUCAUCGUCGUCUUUGGCUCUACCAAUGGAUGUCUCUCCUCACCGUCAUGGCCGGCGUUUCCCUCGUCGGCUUCAGUGGCUCCCUCAUCAAGGACACUCUCCAUCCCGAUGCCGUCAUAAACUCAACCUCCACAGAACACAUUGACGGUCCCGUUGCCGAGCCCAUUGACCAGCCGGAAGCAACGAAGGUUUUGAUCGGCGUCUUCUUCAUCCUAUUCGCGCAGAUCUUCACGGCGACGCAAUUCGUGGUCGAGGAGAAGCUCCUGUCGCGGUACACCAUCGCGCCGCUUCUCGCUGUCGGCUACGAAGGCCUCUUCGGCGCCAUCUCCGUCCUCAUCCUUCUCCCUCUCCUUCCGCUCAUCCCCAUCUCCCCUACCUCCCCUGCCGCGCCUUGGUUCGACCUCCCGCGCGGAUGGCACCAGCUCGUCGAUAACCCCACUGUGCUCUGGUCUGGACUCGUUAUCGCGUGCUCGAUUGCGUUGUUCAACUUCUUUGGGUUGAGCGUGACUAGGCAUGUCAGCGCUACCGCGAGGAGUCUGACCGAUACGUGUCGUACGCUCGUCAUCUGGAUCAUCUCGCUCCUCCUCGGCUGGGAACUCCUCCUCUUCCCGAUCUCCCUCCUCCAAGUCCUCGGCUUCGCCCUCCUCGUCUACGGAACCUUCCUCUUCAACAACCUCGUCAGCCCGCCGUCCUUCCUCCGUCCCCGUCCUUCCUCUGCACCUGCAAACGCGGAGAGCGCCACGGAACCGCUACUGGCGGCGGAGGAGGACGAAGAGAGGAGAGAGGGAUUGGAGGAGACGGCGGUGUUGCCUGUGGGUGGGGUGGGACAUGCGGCUGGGUUCGAUGUCGUUCCUGCGAAGGGGCAUGAUGAGUGAUGAGUGAUGUGAGAUGUGAGAUGUGAGUGAGCGAGUUUUAGAGUUGGUUUGCUAAUGGAUUGGAUGGAUGAGUGGUGGAAUGUGGAAUGCGUGGUCUAACUUAGCAGUUAUGCGAUGGCUUGCAUUAUUAUUUUUCUUGGAACGUUACGCUUUCUUUUCUUAAUUGUACACUACGUAUACAUCGUGCACGUCUGGACUUUUUAUAUAUCUAGCCGCAUCGCAUAAGUAAGUACUUCAGACCCG
Messenger RNA from Stereum hirsutum FP-91666 SS1, 1592 nucleotides. RefSeq lists its product as uncharacterized. NCBI's taxonomy places the organism in Eukaryota, Fungi, Basidiomycota, Agaricomycetes, Russulales, Stereaceae. Gene Ontology annotation, cellular component: intracellular membrane-bounded organelle; membrane. Gene Ontology annotation, biological process: transmembrane transport. The transcript is spliced from 10 exons. The annotation marks the transcript as partial. The record is from RefSeq and is a predicted model, not a curated record.